AAACAUAACAUAAAAUUUUACAAUUAACCUUCUAUCGUUAAUCAUAUUGAAAUUACAAAUUUGCCCUCAUCUUCUUCGUCUUGCCUCAUCUCUUUUAGAUUGUUUGGUCUUCUGCCACCACCAUCAUCCCACCAAAACCUAGAAUUUCUUCAAUUGAACUAAAACACAAUUAACCCAAAUUUUGGUUUCCAAACCCAUAGAUUACUCAACGUCCACCAUAGAUUUCAUUGUUAAGACUAAAAAGAAAUUAAAAAACACAUUUUAGUUGCAAAUCUCCACAACAAUUUUUCCAACAAAUUACCACAUUAAUGUCUCUUUUUUUUGUAAGAGCCUAUUCUCGGCAAAUUCCAUGGCUUCCAAAAAUUAUGUCCAAUCCUCAAUCCCUCAUUUUGAUGGUCAUCAUUACAACCAUUGGAGUAUGUCGAUGGAGAAUUUUCUCAAGUCCAAAGAGUAUUGGAUAGUUGUUGAAGCUGGAGUUCCAAAACCAGUGGCAGGUGCAGAUGAUGCACAAAGGGCAGAAAUUGAGAAGGAAAAGUUGAAAGAUCUCUAUGCUAAGAACUAUUUGUUCCAAGCCAUAGAUCGGGCUAUUUUGGAAACAAUCGUUAAUAAGUCUACUGCCAAGACUAUUUGGGAUUCCAUGAAGAAAAAGUAUCAGGGGAAUGAAAGAGCAAGGAUGAUGGCAAUUGCAAACAAAAUGAGGAUCCAUGGUGAAAAUUUGAAGGAUGUUGCCAUAGUUGAGAAUAUCCUUUGAUCCAUCACAAUAAAAUUCAAAUAUGUUGUUUGUUCAAUUGAGGAGUCAAAUGAUAUUGAGGCACUCUCCCUUGAUGAGUUGCAGAACUUGUUGUUAGUUCAUGAGCAAAGAUAAACCGUCAAGAGAAGCAAGAAGAAGCAGUGCAGAUUUCGCAGACGCAAGCCUUGUAGACCAUAGUUAAUUUAAGGGUUGUAGGUCAAGAAAAAGGAAACUAAAAAGGCAAAUCAAGAUCUUGUCAAUUA
This is a messenger RNA of Rubroshorea leprosula, 993 nucleotides long. Lineage: Eukaryota; Viridiplantae; Streptophyta; Magnoliopsida; Malvales; Dipterocarpaceae. The record is from the annotation of a GenBank genome assembly.